Saccostrea echinata is the source of this 4408-nucleotide messenger RNA. Its product is annotated as AF4/FMR2 family member 4-like. Gene Ontology annotation, cellular component: super elongation complex; nucleus. NCBI's taxonomy places the organism in Eukaryota, Metazoa, Mollusca, Bivalvia, Ostreida, Ostreidae. The coding region runs from base 327 to 3929 and encodes 1200 amino acids. The transcript has 20 exons. Gene Ontology annotation, biological process: regulation of gene expression. The record is from RefSeq and is a predicted model, not a curated record.
UUAUUUCCGAACAUCUGUAAAUAGGGUAAUAAUGGAGGAAAACUGCUGAAUACUCCAGAAAUUAUAUUUAUCUUUGUGAAAAUUUUCAUAUCUCUGUCUACGAAUGACUGAUGGAACUUCCAAUGUUCAUACCAAAACUUGUUUGUACAGAGCAUCGACUUUAAUCAGUUUAGUGUUGUGAAACGUACAUGGAACUUGUGUCAUAAUGUAGACGAAAUAGACAUAUUGGGACCACUUCUUCGUGGAAUGACAUGAAGUCACAAACAUUAUCUCUAAAUUCCUAAGUCUGUAUAUUGGAAACAGUCAUAAAAUUUAUUGAAAUCACAAUGGACCACACAAGGAACAGUAUGGAGAUCAAAAAAGAGCAGGCUCGGAGAGAAAGGGAAAACCAGGCCCGCAAAUUUAUGGAAGGACAGAGGAAGAAUGAUAUUGUCGCUAACACUUGUCUCUUCUCUGAGCCAGUGAAAAAGAAAAAUAUAGAUCCAAUAGCCCAGAGAAUUCAAGCAACCUUAGGAAAAUGUAACAUGGAGAAUUACAGAGAUGCUAUAGGCAUUACCCAGCAGCCUGCAACACCUUUACCAGAUAAAAAGAGGAUGUCAUUCCCAGAUAGAAAACUAGAUUCUAGAACUAGUAAUUCUAAAGAGACAGAAGGAGCCAAAAGAUCACUGGAAGAUAGAAAUACCCCUAAAAAUGUUCCUGCAAAAUCAUAUACUUAUCAGAGUUAUCUUGACAAACAGCGCAGUGCUUCAUCUCGUGAUCCAGGCUCCUCAUCAGACAAGAAGCCACACCUACCAUCCUCAGCGUCCAAUGGUCUGAAAGCAGAUCAGCACAAAUCUCAUCAUCCCAUAAAAAAGGAAUACAGGUCACCAAGCCCAAUAAAAAAGGGACAGAACACCCCCACAAAGAAUGGACCAGUUAAUGGGAGAGGGGGUGAGGAGAAAGGGGAGGGGAGUAGUAAGAACAAAUACCACUCUAUGAAUGGCAUUCCUGCUCCAUUGAAGCCAAAUAAACAACAUAAUCUUCCACCACUUCGAAUCAACAAGGAGGUGGACAGUGUUGAAGAUAUUUUAAAGGAGAUGACUCAAAUGCAUCAACCGCACACUGCCAUUCAAACCCCUCGCAAGGAAGAGAAGUUCCCAUUUCCAACUAGUUCCCCCACCAGCAAGAGUGCAAGCAAAACAGGUGAACUCAAAAUCCAAAGAAAUGGUAUUACAGAUGGAUCUAAGAAUUCUCCUAGUGCAAAUCCAUCAAAUUUCAGAGGUUCAGAAAGAGAGCAGGCAGUUGAUAUAACUGUGAGAGCAUCAAAUACAACCGAUUCUAAACAACCUUCAGUCUCCAUUAGUGGACCAGGCACCAAUGCUCCAACAAAAGAACAGAGGAUGAACUCUGGAGAUUCAAGUAGUUCAUCAGAGGAUGAGGAUGAUAGUAAUGAAUCUGACAGUGAAAGUCAGUCUUCAGAGGAGGAGGAUAAAAGUGAUGAUAAUGAAGAUGAUGAUGAUGACGAAGAGGAGGAGGAGGAAGAAAAAGUAACUCCUGCCAAAAUAAAUUCCUCACUGUCAGAUAAAGGACUUGAUACAUCUAAAAGUUCCACGUGUUCCACUUGGGCAUUAAGUAACUUCAUCAAAACAAAUGUGGAAUCUCCCAUUUCUCAGCUUCCAAGUUCCAAUGACAAUUCCAAAUUGUCAGACAAACCAAAUACAACAGCAUCAGAAAAAGACAAUGAACAGGUGAUAAAUGACCUGUUGGCUCGUAUAGAUGACCAUACAGGUGGGCAUGACUGGUCACCAGUGUUCCAGACAAAACAGAAAGUUACUCAACAGAAAUCACCGUUUAGCAGUUUUAGUGCACAUCAGUCACCUCCAUCUAAAAUCAGCAAUCAUACUUCAUCAAGUGAAAAACUCAAGACUUCCACACCUGAUUCUAAGAGUCGAGUGCGGAGGAAAAGACUCAGUGAGCCAGUUUUAUCUUCUGAUGAAUCGCAAAGUGAAAAUGAGGAGGUAGAUGUGGAAUCUGUGACUCCUGGGAAAGAAAUUAUUCCCGAAAUACUGAGGAAAAGUGUUGAAUCUGUGUCAGAAGUGACGAAAAAGUUAGAUUUUGACAAAGGGACAGGUGGGUCUGUAAAUCGAGUGAUUCCAAACAAUUUUACUGAAAAGAAAGUGAAGACCAAAGAUAGGAGAGACCAAACAAAGUCAAGCAAUAGAAGACAAAGCAAAGAGAAUAAGGAAAAUAAUGACAAGAAAAACCACAGCUUUGAUGAUAUUAAGAAUAUUAUAGAGCAAAUCACUGUCAAUCCUCCCUUGUCACCUAUUCCUAAUGUUCCAGAAAAUUCAAAUCCCAAACCUUCAAUUCCAGGUUUAACUUACAAUAGUAAUGGUAAACCCAGCAUUAUUGUUCAUCUUAACCUGUCUUUAGCAAAACCAAGUGUCAAAUGCAAUACUUCCCCAAGUACAGUGUGUUCAGAAUAUAAGGAGAAAGAGUUGUGUUCAGAUAUCAAACAUGAGGAGAAUGCCAGCGAUAGUGAUAUGGAUAUAGAUGACGAUAUUGUAGACUCCAAAGUUCUCAUCGAAUGCCCUAAACCAGUAUCCCCACAACAUAAUACCAUACCAGUGCCAUUUUCAUCGCAUUACUCGCCUCUGACAAUGAAUGGUGAUAUUACCAGUGCAAAACGCAAAUCAGACUUGGACUUCAUUGAGAAUGAUAAAAAACGUGCUAGAAGUGAUAAAAGAAGUAGCAAAAGAAACAGUUUAGGAAGUUCUCGAGAGAGAAUAAGUCACACCAAUGACCAUGAAUGGGACAUGAAACACCCACAGAGGUCAGAGGGCAAAGAGCGAAGAAGCAGUUCAAGUAGUAAUUCUAGUCAGUUCAGUAGCACCAGUAAACAGUCAAAGAAAACCAAAAACCAGAGCACAGAACCAGACAUGACAGGCCACCAGUUGGAUGACAAGGAGGAAUUGGAGGUUCCAGGAAAUGGUCCGGAGAACAGUGGUCAGUAUCCUUCUUCAGUGGAAAUGACCAGUUACUCUCGAGGGGGAGAGGGAGAUGUAGCCCAUGUACCUAGUCCCCAGACCCGCAAGUCAGCUAAAACCAUGGAUGACUGGUGUAAUCUUUCACCAGAUACCUACCUCCGUCUUGCUAAAGAACUCAAGCAUCAGGCAGACAACAUGAAUAGCUCAAGUGAUAAGCUGCAAAGAGCCAUGAAAUACCUAGAGUCAUUUAUAGCAUUUAUUCAGUGUGGGUAUGCCAUGGAACGUACCAACGUGGAACAGGUCAAGAUUUUCAACAUGUACAGGGACACAAACAAGCUAGUCUCACAUAUAAGCCGCUUGAGAGGAAGCCAUGAGUCAAACAAUAACUUGUCCACCAAGGAGAAAAUCAUAUCCGUAUUGAGUUUGAGAAUCCAGUCAUUGUUGAAUCUGAAAUUGUACAAGCUGAAAAAGAAUGAUACUUUGAAGCUUAAAAGAGCAAUUGAGGAUUACAACAAGACUGCAGCAAGCAAGCCACCACCUCAAGGCCUUCCCAUAAGUCAUGCCCCCUCACCUCAUCAGAACAGCUGGAGCAACCGCUCUAACAGAACCCCCUCCCCUAUGUCCCCUACCCCUUCCCCAGCUGGCAGCACAGGGUCACUGGAAUCCAGGGGCAGUAGUACUGAUCUCACACCCUCUAAACUUCCCAAUGGAAAUGUCCAUAUGUCCCCGGCCACCAUUGCAUACCCACAGCGCAUACAUUCCAUCACACAACAAUACAUCACAUCCACUGGGUACCUUGUACAGUCUCAUGACCUCUGGGAUCAAGCUGACAUUAUCAUGCAGGAAGUCAAAGGGUUCUUUGAUGAUUUAGAAGAAAACUCAGAAACACUGACUAUACAAAGCAGUAUGCAAGACUUAAUCACUUAUCUUCAGAAAGUUGUAGAAAAGUUAAAAGACACUUAACAAAAAUACAUGAAGGAAGCAAGUUUUAUAUAGACUGGUGCUCACCUGUGGUUGUCAACAUUCUUGAUGGGUGUUCAGCAAUUCUCAGUGUUCUCUAUAAGGGGCCAGCCACAGGGUGGAGGGAAGGAGUGACAUAAUAUUUGGUGCUCAAAGGUGAAAGGGUCAAAAGUGGAUUUGAAUUCAUCCAAGUGAAGGCAGCUAUAACAUGACAAAAUAUAUAUCACAAUUGUGCUUUCAAUCAAUUUGCGAAUAGUCGCCUUUCUCCAAAUGUGAUACAGAAAAUACGAAGGAGUUUCAAAUCUUAACUAGUGCAAAUAAGUUGUGUGUGACAACACCUAAAACUUUAUAGCAUAAAUGGUAGAUUAUGUAGUACUUUGACAUUUGACAGAGGCAAUUUACAACAAGUAUAUGUUCAUCUAAGCAUUUCCACUUUUUUGGUCUUCCAAGGAAGUUUCUACUAUAAGGAUAGAGCUAAACGC